AUGAGGGCAUACCUGAUAUUGGCGCUCGCCACGGUGGCGCUUGCCCGGCCGGAGGCAGGCUACUCGUACCAACAGCCCAACCAGCCCAGCGGCAGCUACGGGACCCCGAGUGGCGGUGGAGGCGGAGGAGGUUUUGGCGGAGGUAGCGGUGGCUUCGGAGGCUCCGGCUUCGGAGGAGGUAGCAGCGGAGGUGGUUUCGGGGGCUCCAGCUUCGGAGGAGGUAGCAGCGGCGGUGGCUUCGGGGGCUCCGGCUUCGGAGGAGGUAGCAGCGGCGGUGGCUUCGGGGGCUCCGGCUUCGGGGGUGGAAGCAGCGGCGGCGGUGGUGGCUUCAGCAGCGGGGGCUUCAGCAGCGGCAGCGGGUUCGGCGGUGGCUCGGGACUCGGGGGUGGCAGCGGAGGUGGUGGUGGUGGCGGCUUCGGGGGUGGCUCGGGAGGCGGCACCCUCAUCCAGAAGCACAUCUACGUGCACGUGCCACCACCCGAGCCCCAGGAGGACCGGCCGAUACGCAACUUUGCCCCUGCCGCCCCGGCCCAGAAGCACUACAAGAUCAUCUUCAUCAAGGCACCGGCUCCACCGACCCCGACCGCCCCCGUGAUCCCGGCCCUGCCGGCCCAGGACGAGCAGAAGACCCUCAUCUACGUGCUGGUCAAGAAGCCCGAGGAGGCCCCCGAAUUUAGCCUGCCCACGGUCGCCCCCACCCAACCCAGCAAGCCCGAGGUCUACUUCAUCAAGUACAAGACCCAGAAGGAAGGCGGUGGCAUCGGCAGCAACGGACUCGGAGGUGGACUCGGAGGUGGUCUGGGAGGUGGCUUGGACGGUGGCGUUGACAGCGGCCUCGGCGGCGGUGGUGGUCUCGGCGGUGGUCACGGAGGAGGAGCCGGUGGUGUCUCCGGCGGUGGCCCGAGCUCGAACUACGGACCCCCGGGCGGCUCCGGCCCCUACUAG
Copidosoma floridanum is the source of this 945-nucleotide messenger RNA. RefSeq names its product TweedleT (gene TwdlT). The record is from RefSeq and is a predicted model, not a curated record. Gene Ontology annotation, biological process: chitin-based cuticle development. Gene Ontology annotation, cellular component: chitin-based extracellular matrix. Gene Ontology annotation, molecular function: structural constituent of chitin-based larval cuticle. Lineage: Eukaryota; Metazoa; Arthropoda; Insecta; Hymenoptera; Encyrtidae.